Ziziphus jujuba (common jujube) is the source of this 3924-nucleotide messenger RNA. RefSeq names its product phototropin-2. Gene Ontology annotation, biological process: protein phosphorylation. Gene Ontology annotation, molecular function: ATP binding; protein serine/threonine kinase activity. NCBI's taxonomy places the organism in Eukaryota, Viridiplantae, Streptophyta, Magnoliopsida, Rosales, Rhamnaceae. The transcript is spliced from 24 exons. Bases 371 to 3427 code for a protein of 1018 amino acids. Gene Ontology annotation, cellular component: plasma membrane; nucleus; cytoplasm. The record is from RefSeq and is a predicted model, not a curated record.
AAAACGAAGGCUUUGAUCAGAACCCAGUUUCUUAAUCUUGUUGCGUGCACAUAUAUAUAUAUAUAUAUAUGCGCAUUUAAUGGGAAAAUUGAGCGUUAUCUUCAUGUCUGUUUUCUUCCUCUCUUUCUUACAGCAGAAUCCAUGCCGGAAGGAACAGUACAAGAAGAAAGGCGUAAUUAAGAAUUCAUUCUUUCUGUUGUUUUGCCAUUUAUGUUAAGCUUCUGUGGAAUCACAACAAUAGCUCUAUUUCCUAUAGACAUGCUUUUCUGAUCAAACCUUUGAGAAGUACUUAGCUCGCUUUACGAAUUCCUUUUCCAAAGCAGGUGGUUUUUUCCUUUUUCAAUUUUUACCAAUUGGUUUGAAUUUGAAAAUGGAGAAACGGAGUAGGCCAAUAUCUAAUAAAAACCAUCAACUGGGCAGUGGAGAUCAGAAUAACAGAAGACCAAUUGAAGUCUUUAAACUGCCAGAAAAUGAUGAAAUUGGAAAUCCCAGUAACAGGAUUGAUGGUGCUCUACUGGAAACUGGGUCAUCGAGCACUUCAACCAAUACCAGUAGAGAACCUGUCAACAAAUGGAUGGCAUUUGACCAAAAAGCCCCCAAGAAUUCCAAAAACACCAACACCACUCAAAACGCUGCUUUUUAUGAUCCAAAUGCAAAGUCUGCCUCGACUGGUAGUAAUAACCAAAUUAUAAGAGAGAAAGUGAGCAUAGCAGAGAGGACUGCAGAAUGGGGAAUCGUUGUGAAGGCAGACGUGGUGGAGGCGACCAUAGCGAGGUCAUCCGGCGAAGGAGAGAAAAUCAAGAGCUCGUCGGAGAGAUUUGUUGCGGCGGCGGCUGCAGGGGGUUUGGAAUCGACGAGGACGUCGGAGGAAUCAAAUUCGGAUGGAGGAGGGUUUCCGAGAGUGUCACAGGAGCUGAAGGAUGCAUUGUCCACAUUGCAGCAGACUUUUGUGGUGUCUGAUGCCACAAAACCUGACUGUCCUAUUAUGUAUGCUAGUAGUGGCUUCUUCAGCAUGACUGGUUAUUCCUCUAAGGAGGUCAUUGGAAGGAACUGCCGAUUUCUUCAGGGACCGGAAACUGAUGGGAAAGAAGUGGAGAAAAUAAGAGACGCGGUUAGAAAUGGGAAAAGUUACAGUGGAAGGCUGUUGAACUACAAGAAGGAUGGCACUCCUUUCUGGAAUCUUCUCACUGUCUCUCCUAUCAAAGAUGAUUUCGGAAACACCAUCAAAUUUAUUGGAAUGCAGGUUGAGGUUAGCAAAUACACAGAAGGAGUAGUUGACAAGGCAUUACGGCCGAAUGGAUUGCCCAAGUCACUAAUCCGUUAUGAUGCUCGUCAAAAGGAGAAAGCACUAGUUUCCAUUACCGAGGUUGUGCAAACUGUGAAACAUCCGCGAUCUCACAUUCGGUCUGUGAGUCAAGACACUAACAGCAAGCCUGAAGAGGAGGGCAAAUUCAACCUUGAUUAUGUUCUACCAAGUUCUUCGGAACUUAUAAAUUUGGAUAUACCUAGUAGACAAACUCCUCAAUUUGAUAAUAGAAGUGAUAUAUCUCAAGUGAGUUCUUCACAAGAUGCUGACAGGAAAUCCAGAAAAUCAGCACGCAUUUCCAUGCUAGGGUCUAAGAGAAGGUCCCUUAAUUCUGGGGAGAGGAAUGAGCCAAAACCAAAUAUUGAACCAGAGGAUUUGAUGACUAAAGACUUGGGACGCACUGAUAGUUGGGAACAUGCUGAAAGAGAGAGAGAUAUUCGCCAAGGCAUUGAUUUAGCAACCACAUUGGAGCGCAUUGAAAAGAAUUUUGUGAUUAGUGACCCUAGACUUCCUGAUAACCCAAUUAUAUUUGCAUCUGAUAGCUUUUUAGAAUUGACAGAAUAUACACGCGAAGAAAUUUUGGGAAGAAAUUGUCGGUUUCUUCAAGGACCUGAAACAGAUCAAGCAACAGUCUCAAAGAUUAGAGAUGCUAUUAGAGAACAGAGAGAGAUUACUGUUCAGUUGAUCAACUAUACUAAGAGUGGAAAGAAAUUCUGGAAUUUAUUUCACUUGCAGCCCAUGCGUGACCAAAAGGGUGAGCUUCAAUACUUCAUUGGUGUCCAACUGGAUGGAAGUGAUCACUUGGAACCCCUACGAAAUCGCCUGUCAGAAAAAACAGAGAUACAAAGUGCUAAGUUGGUUAAAGCUACUGCAGAAAAUGUUGAUGGUGCUGUCAGAGAACUUCCUGAUGCCAACUUGAGACCCGAAGAUUUAUGGGCUCCUCAUUCUCUUCCCGUCUCCCCAAGGCCUCACAGAAAGGGUACUUCUUCUUGGUUAGCGAUACAAAAGAUGUCUUCCUUGAUAAUUUUUCACUCCUACUUUCAUUGGCUGUUAUCUAUUUGUGCUAAGCAGAUCACUGACUGUGGUGAAAAGAUUGGUUUGCAUCAUUUUAAGCCCAUAAAACCGUUGGGUUGUGGAGAUACCGGCAGUGUUCAUUUGGUGGAACUAAAAGGUACAGAUGAAUUGUAUGCUAUGAAAGCUAUGGAAAAGUCAAUAAUGCUGAACCGUAACAAGGUUCACCGAGCUUGCGUUGAAAGAGAAAUCAUUUCGCUACUUGAUCAUCCAUUUCUUCCCACGCUUUACACUUCAUUUCAGACUUCUACACAUGUUUGUUUGAUUACUGACUUUUGCCCUGGUGGAGAGUUAUUCGCUUUGCUUGACAAACAACCUAUGAAAAUAUUUAAAGAGGAAUCUGCAAGGUUUUAUGCAGCAGAGGUUGUGAUUGGAUUGGAAUAUCUUCACUGCUUAGGAAUAGUUUAUAGAGAUCUGAAGCCUGAAAAUAUUUUACUCCAAAAGGAUGGGCAUAUUGUACUAACGGACUUUGAUUUAUCAUUUAUGACAUCCUGCAAACCCCAGGUUAUUAAGCAUUCAGUACCUAACAAAAGAAGGAAAUCUAGAAGUCAGCCAGCACCAAUAUUUGUUGCUGAACCAGCUACUCAAUCAAAUUCUUUUGUUGGAACUGAAGAAUACAUUGCUCCUGAAAUUAUUACAGGUGCAGGACAUAGUAGUGCCAUUGAUUGGUGGGCUCUUGGUAUUCUAUUGUAUGAGAUGCUCUAUGGUCGCACACCCUUCAGGGGGAAAAAUAGACAGAAGGCAUUUGCAAAUAUCUUGCACAAAGAUCUCACCUUUCCAAGUAGCAUUCCAGUAAGUCUCGCAGCCAGGCAGUUGAUUAAUGCAUUAUUGCAAAGAGAUCCUACCAGCCGUUUAGGAUCGAAUUCAGGAGCCAAUGAAAUCAAACAACAUCCUUUUUUCCGUGGAAUUAAUUGGCCUUUGAUCCGCUGCAUGAGCCCACCUUCCUUAGAGGCUCCUCUUUGCUUAAUUAGGAAAGAUCCAAAGGCUAAGGAUAUAAGCUGGGAAGAUGAUGGAGUUCUUGUUAAUUCAAUAGAUCUUGAUAUUUUCUAAAAGGACUACUUAUUUGAAUGGAGCAGAGAGACAAUUCUCUGAUGUAAUGUUAGUCCUGCGUUUUUAUAAGAAGAUUGUCUAUGUUGCCUCCGGUACAAGUGGUUGUAUCUAAGUUUCAUAUCAUGGACACAAGGGAAAUGCCGGAAGGGUCUUAACGGUUUCUUGAAGUUCUUUGCUAGGACCAGGUUUGAGAGGGUCUGUACAAGAAAAUCACCAGUGAAUUUGUACUUGGUUACAGGAAGAAUAGUACUUAGGCAUGCAGUGAGUGGAUAGAGUGAAUUUGGCUAUAAAUAAAUAUUUUUAUUUAAACGAUUUAACUUCAUCCAGGCCCUAAUUCUUAUGUAAAUUUCUAAACAUUCAUGAUCACUGUUCUCCAAACUCUCAGUCUCAAACGAUGAAUUACGGUAUCAUUUCCAUUUUUCCCUUGAUACUUAUUUUUGUAUCCUGAACGGUGAGUGUCUCAGCCGGUUGGUAUUCAAGAUCCUUCAUUGUUACCA